AUGCAAAUCACGUCUGGUGGAGUUCGGACCUGUUCUGGCACCCGACCGGUACCAACUCUCUGGGCCUGGACUACCGCAGGUUGCAAGGAAAUUGGACUGCCCUCUGUCGCGUCGACAGCAACCACGACGGAAUAUCCAACGGCCAGCACCUGGGUGAUCCAUGCUGCCGCUGGCAGCCCUCUCGGGAUGCUUUCUCUGUGCAGGGCGAUCGCGAAUAGACGUUGGCGUCUCUCCCAUCCGUCGGAGAACUCCACCACAGCGCGUCUCAGAAUGAAGGAGAUCACGCAGCUUCGGGACCAGCCAGAGAACUGCAGCAGCUCAUACGAUAAGGCCAGGUACAGGGAGGAUUUCAUCUCCUGGCGGACUUCCACAAUGCUGCCGUGCGGGAGAACGAUGUGCGCAACUUUGAGCAGUUUGUGA
Molecule: messenger RNA, 420 nt
Organism: Prorocentrum cordatum
Lineage: Eukaryota; Dinophyceae; Prorocentrales; Prorocentraceae
Source: the annotation of a GenBank genome assembly